AUGUAUAUUGUUGCCUUUGUCAAUUUCACGCUGGAGCUGUUCCUGAUCACGCUGGCCAAACUAGCCAAGGAGCUGUACCUGAAGUCGCAACGGGGGCGGCAAUACCAGAUGGAAAAAUUACACGCGGAGCUUCAAUUCCUGCGUACCCAGCUCAAUCCUCAUUUCCUCUUCAAUACCCUGAACAAUAUCUAUGCGCUGGUCACUACAAAGUCUGACAAAGCGGGCGAUUCGAUCCUGCUGCUGUCUAACCUGCUGCAUUACCUGCUUUAUGAAACGAAUGCGGAUAAGGUGAAGCUAUCCAAUGAACUGACGGUGGCUGGUACCGGCGGUGUCGUCAUACCAGUACCGCCCACAGGCUGA
Messenger RNA from Ostertagia ostertagi, 360 nucleotides. Lineage: Eukaryota; Metazoa; Nematoda; Chromadorea; Rhabditida; Trichostrongylidae. The record is from the annotation of a GenBank genome assembly.